Tetrahymena thermophila SB210 is the source of this 2634-nucleotide messenger RNA. Its product is annotated as V-ATPase A subunit 9-2 isotype of the V0 sector. The transcript is spliced from 10 exons. The record is from RefSeq and is a predicted model, not a curated record. Gene Ontology annotation, cellular component: vacuolar proton-transporting V-type ATPase complex; vacuolar proton-transporting V-type ATPase, V0 domain. NCBI's taxonomy places the organism in Eukaryota, Ciliophora, Oligohymenophorea, Hymenostomatida, Tetrahymenidae. Gene Ontology annotation, molecular function: ATPase binding; proton-transporting ATPase activity, rotational mechanism. Gene Ontology annotation, biological process: proton transmembrane transport; vacuolar acidification.
AUGAGUUUAUUUAGAAGCGAAGAUAUGGAAUAUUGCCGUAUCGUAUUACCUCGUGAAAGUGCUUGGGAAACGUUGAAUGAGUUGGGAAAGAAUGACUGCAUUCACUAGGUUGACACAGAUUCUCUUCUUCCCAAUAUAGCUCGUCCUUUCCACAAUCAAAUCAAGAGAUGUGACGAAGUUGAAUUUAUGCUUAACGAUAUAAAGGGAUACAUCAAUAAGUAUGAAGGAUUAAUAAUCAAGUGCAAAAACAUCAAAGAAUUAGUUGAAGUUGUUUUCCCAAAAGUCCUAGAUACUAGAUAAAGAGCUGGAAAAACAUACUUUGAAGAAAUCGAAAAUGAUGUUAUACAAAGAUACAACAAUUUGAAAGAUCAGAUUUAAAAUUUAGAUAACAUUUCUGAAAAGCAAAAGUAGCUUGAAGAAUACAAGCAAGUACUAAAUAAUGCUUAAGCAAUCAUGGGAGAUGCAUUCUUCAUGGAUUAAAAGCAAAGUUAGAGUGAUGAAAAGAUUGAUAUUCACGGAAAGGGAUUAGAAGAACUCAAAUCUGAUUUUAAUUUGAACAAAAUUAGUGGUAUUAUUGAUACUAGUGAUGUCAAUAGAUUCUAAAAAUUCAUUUUCAGAAUUACCAAGGGUAAUUGCUUUAUUGCUUUCAAGGAGGCUCAAGAAUUGUCAACAUUGCACUCAUAGAGUAGAAGUGUCUUUGUUUUGAUGUUCCCAGGCAAUAGAAACGGUUUAGUUUAUUAAAAGGCUUCUAGAAUUUGUGAAUCUUUUAAUGCAAACAGAUUCCAAUGUCCUUCUAACUAAACUGAAUUCAAUUAAAAAUUAGCAGAAAUUGAUCGCUAAAUUAUCGAAGGAAAAUAAAUUAUCAACUUAACUAAAAAAAAUUUGAUAAGCUACCUUGAAGAAUUUACUGUUGUCAAGCAUAAUGCUGGAUGUUCAUAUGUUGAAUAUUUAAACUGCUAUGUAGCAAAAGAAAGAAGAAUUUACUAAGCUAUGAACUGUUUGAGGAUUUCAGGUUCUGUCUUAGUUGGUUUUUGUUGGGUUCCCACUGAGAAGGUUCCUGAUGCAUAAUACGCUCUUGGAUAAUUAGCUAACAAAUACUCUAACUUGCCUAGCAGCACAUUGAAGGUAAUUUCUGCAGGUGAUCAAAAACCCCCAACUUACUUUAAGCUUAAUGAUUUUAAAGCUGUUUUCUAAACAAUUGUUGACACUUAUGGUGUACCAAGAUAUAAAGAAGUUAACCCUGGUUUAUUCACAAUUGUAACUUUCCCUUUCUUAUUUGGUGUCAUGUUUGGUGAUAUUGGUCAUGGUGGUCUGCUUUUUAUUUUUGGUUUAUACCUUCUCUUCUUCAAGGAUUCUAUUCUUAAUGAUAAAUUUAGUUCCAUAAAGGCUCUUAUUCCUGCUAGAUAUAUCAUUGUUUUGAUGGGCUUUUUUGCACUUUUUUGUGGUUUUAUUUACAAUGAUUUCUUGUCUCUCAGACUUGAUCUUUUCGGUUCAUGUUUCUAAGUAAAUACAAAAACUGUCACUGACCCUAAAACCUAAUAACAAAUGCAAGAAGAAUAUGUAAUACCUAAAUCAAGAGACUGCACAUAUCCUUUUGGUAUUGAUCCUAUGUGGGGUAAAACCUCUAAUGAAUUAACAUUUGUUAAUAGUUUUAAAAUGAAAUUGGCUGUUAUUUUUGCAAUUACUUAAAUGUGCUUAGGUAUAUCAAUGAAGGCUUUUAAUUCUGUUUACUUCAAAAAAUGGGUUGAUUUCUUCUUUGAAUUUGUCCCAUAAAUUUUAUUCAUGGGCUUAAUGUUCGGUUACAUGGAUUAUCUUAUUUUUGCAAAGUGGACAAUUGAUUAUACUGAUGGAGAAUACAAUAUUCCUAAAGAUGCUAAAGUACCAUCUAUUAUUACAACCAUGAUAGAUAUGGCUUUGACUCUUGGUAAUGUUAAGAGUGAAAACGGUUCUAUCAUAUCCAACUAGAGAACAAUCCAAACAAUAAUAUUAGUCGUCUCUUUAUUAUGUGUCCCAAUGAUGCUUUUCCCUAAACCUAUUAUCUUGCACCUUUAAAACAAAAGAAAAUAAAGAUUAAGCCAUAUUGCUGAUGACCACUCUUAAUAACAUCUCUUACAUGGAUAAGAUGAAGAUGAUUUGGCUAGAGAUUUAGAAAAAGCUUAGUUGAAAUUAUUAAAUAGCGGAAUCGAUUCUCAAAAAUAAGGUGGAGGACAUGGCGAGCACGAAGCUUUUGGUGAAAUAUUUGUACACUAAAUUAUUGAAACAAUUGAAUUCAUACUUGGUUCUAUUUCUAACACUGCUUCAUACUUGCGUUUGUGGGCUCUUUCUCUUGCUCAUUCUCAACUUGCAGCUGUCUUCUUUGAUAAAGCUCUUAAAAGUGGUCUUGAAAAUGCAAACAUUCCUAUGCUUGUCAUUGGUUAUUUAGUAUUUGCAAAAGUUACUCUUGGUGUCUUAAUGGCAAUGGACGUUAUGGAAUGCUUUUUGCAUGCACUUAGACUUCAUUGGGUCGAAUUCUAAAGCAAAUUUUACAAAGCUGAUGGUUAUGCCUUCUCUCCUUUCAGUUUCGUUAAUGCUAUUAAAGAAGCUGUUCCUUCUGAAGAUGAUGAAGCAGAGGCUGCUAAAAAAUAGAAGUAAUGA